This is a messenger RNA of Kluyveromyces lactis, 1113 nucleotides long. It is a transcript of the gene RAD17, whose product is annotated as Rad17p. Gene Ontology annotation, biological process: reciprocal meiotic recombination; DNA damage checkpoint signaling; double-strand break repair. The record is from RefSeq and is a predicted model, not a curated record. NCBI's taxonomy places the organism in Eukaryota, Fungi, Ascomycota, Saccharomycetes, Saccharomycetales, Saccharomycetaceae. Gene Ontology annotation, molecular function: double-stranded DNA binding; damaged DNA binding. The coding region runs from base 1 to 1113 and encodes 370 amino acids. The transcript has a single exon. Gene Ontology annotation, cellular component: checkpoint clamp complex.
AUGAUAGAUUCUCCUAUUUUUUAUGCGACGACUGUCCAUUUGGAUCAUAUUGUGACGGCUUUGAAUUGUUUAACACCUUUUGGAGUGAAAGGUGAAAUGCUCAUCACCAUAGAUAAAAAUGGUUUGUCCUUUGCCCAAGAAAACAAUCAUGUAAUCAAGAUCCAAUUGGUUCUUUCACGGGAGUUAUUUCAAACCUUUCACUAUAGCCCGAUAACUGAAACAUCUUUGACCAAGGUAUCCCUGCGGCUUGACCAUGUAUUGGAUAGUUUGAAUAUCAGUAACGAUCGGAACGAUAUAAUUGAGUGUACUUUAACAUAUAAUGGGGAUGGAUCCCCAUUCAUAUUAAUAUUCGAAGAUAACAUGAUCACUGAAAGCGUCGAAUACUCAACAUAUCUGCUCAAAGACUUAGACAACACUGGGUUGGUACUAGAUAGAACGCGACUGCAAUUCGAAUGCAUAAUAAAAGGGGAUGUCUUACACAAUGCCUUACACGAUUUGAAGGAAAUUGGAUGCAAAGAUUGCUAUUUUUAUGCGAUACAUAACGAAACCACCAAAAAGCCCUUAUUCGCAUUGAUUUCAAGAUCUCAACAAGGUUUAUCUAAGAUCAUAUUACCUAAUGAGAGAUCGAUUUUAGAGAAGUUCGAAAUAUACGCAAAUGAUUCAACCACCCUCUUAUAUGAUCAUCCAAUGAUAAGUGUUUUUGAUUAUGGAAUGCUAGACAAAAUACGAGCCAGUGCUCGGAUUGCUUCAAAAAUCAUGAUACGUAGAGAUGUACAUGGUUUGAUGACUGUUAAUAUAUUGAAUGAAACGAAGGAUAUACUAAGACCUAAUGACCAGGAGUAUAAGAGGACUAGAGCCAUUUCAGGUAACAAUCUACCAAGUCAUUAUCCUGGGAUAAUUAUUGAGAUAUGCAUGCUUGAGAAAGCUCUUCCAGAGCUUCCAGACGUAAAUGAGAUAAAAGUAAUGAUGAUUGAAUAUAUGGGAAGUGAAUCGCGCCAUAAUUUCCUUCCCAAUACACAACAACCGCCGAAGAAAACUGCACAUGACGAUAAAGAAGAGGAAAAUAGUGACGGGUAUGAAGCUGCUUCGCAAGAUUUGCCGCUAUUCUUCUAG